UGAAGAAAUCCAACAGCUGAUAGCAAAAUCUAUGUGCAAACAGACCCACCCAGCAGUCGCUGUUAUCCCCAAUUUUGGAAUUUGUUUGAUCUACGUUUUGUUCGAAGCCUAUUCGACCAACGAUUAAAAAACAAAGAAAUUUCUCAACCUUUCGCAUUCUCAUCUCACAGAAAUUGAUUCAAACAGAAAGGAAAAGAUCCCUUUUCGUGUGAGGUCACGUGGAAUUGAUCCGCAAAGCCGUUCGAUCGCUCAUAUCCUCUGAAAAGAUUCAUUGCCAUCGCAGAUCCGUGCCUGACCCGGGAGAAUUAGCUUUGUGGAGCUCCAAAUCGAUGGGACAAAUUCUCGAAACAUUCAAAGGGAAGGAAUGGAAAGAAAGGCAAAUCCAAGUGAUCUCGGACAGAGUUUUCGACCGCGUCAAGAGCGACACCGACAGUGCUAAUCUAACGUUCGAAGAGCUCUACAUCGCCGUGCUACUCGUAUACAAUGAUCUCAACAAGCGAUUGCCGGGCCCCCAUUUUGACCCCCCGACAAAGGAGGAAAUCAAGAAUCUGAUCCAGGAGUGCGACGUGAACCUCGACGGAGAACUCAACCGCGAAGAGUUUCGGAAGUUCAUGCGCAGAAUAACGAAGGACACGUUCGUGUCGGUGAGCCAGGGGCUGAUCGUGGCGCUGGCGGUGGCUCCGACGGUGGCGUUGCUGACGAAACGAUCGACGGAGAACGUCCCCGGGAUCGGGAAGGUCGUGCAGAAACUGCCCAAUUCGGUUUACGCGUCUCUUGUGACGGUGGCGAUCGUCGCCGUCCAGCAAGGGGCGGAGAGAUCGUAAGAGGGACGACGAUGAUCGUCUCAGAUGAUCAGUUAUAUAUAUAAAGAUUGUGGGUUUGCAUGGUUGUUGCUAUGGUAAUAAGAAAGAAAGAAUUGUUCUUCUUCUUCUUCUUGCUCAUGUUAAGAUGUCCAGUGGUCGUUUGUAGUCUGUUUGUUUGGGAUCUCUGUAAUUAGGGAUGAUGUUAAUAUGCUUUUGUUGAAUUGAAUAAAUAAAUAAAUAAAUAAAUACUUCUUCUGUUGGGGUACUUUAUCGUA
Molecule: messenger RNA, 1078 nt
Organism: Andrographis paniculata
Lineage: Eukaryota; Viridiplantae; Streptophyta; Magnoliopsida; Lamiales; Acanthaceae
Exons: 4
Coding region: 330-824 (164 amino acids)
Molecular function (GO): calcium ion binding
Source: RefSeq, a predicted model, not a curated record